Molecule: messenger RNA, 901 nt
Organism: Pistacia vera
Lineage: Eukaryota; Viridiplantae; Streptophyta; Magnoliopsida; Sapindales; Anacardiaceae
Exons: 4
Coding region: 128-730 (200 amino acids)
Source: RefSeq, a predicted model, not a curated record
ACAACCAGCAACUUUAAUUUUUUUUUUUUUUUCUUCUUCCAUUUUGUGCUAUUCUUUCAGGCAUUAAAUAUUUAUGAGUCCUGAAUUUCAAUUAGCUAAACAAAUUGAUUGAUAGACAGAAGAGUUGAUGGCCACAGAUACUAAGGGUAGUGUUGGGAAGGUGAAGUCGAGCAAUCAAGAUGGUUCUUCCAAGGGAAAGAUUGAUGUCAACAGGAAGAAGAUUGAUAGCUCAGGCAAACAUCAACCGUCUGAUUCAAAGCAAAAUAGAUCAGUUUCCACUGUCACAAAAACAGAGAUAAAGUCAAAACCAAGUUCAAGUUCCUCAAAAACCACCAUAACUACAACCACUAAAGUGAGACAGAAGAAAGUGUUCACAUUGCCUGGACAGAAAUAUGAUCCUCCUGAAGAGAGAGAGCCAUUAAGGAUAUUCUAUGAAUCGUUGUCAAAACAGAUACCAUCAAGCGAAAUGGCAGAAUUUUGGAUGAUGGAACAUGGCUUGUUGUCCCCUGAUAGAGCCAAAAAGGCAAAUGAGAAGAAGCAGAGAAAACAAAAGCAACAGCGAAUGGGAACUCCAGUUAAACCUUCAAAACCACUCAUCAGUAGUAGACCUGAGAGUUCACAGAAGCAGCAACAGGCAUCCAAAAAUGGAGAUGUUAAAGCCAAAAAAAGAUUAAACCAAGAUAGUGACGACGACGACUUCAUUUUCAGUCCCAAGAGAAGAAAGGGUUAGCAAAGAAAUGUCCCCUCUCUUCUUGGAGUUGUGUAUUUCUAGAAAUUGCUUCAUUUAACUGCAAAAAAACGCGGGAGUUGUGAAACAAUCAAAAUAAUAGAGCAAGACAUUCUUCAUAUUGUUAAUUUAAUCGAAGCAAUAAGCAGAAACGACUUUCUGAAUUUAUGUUUA